CUCAUUUGUUCACACCGAAACUACAAAGAUUCUUUCUCUCUCUCUCUCCUCCGCAGCAACGUUCUUCACAACCUUUUUCUCGUAACAGAGAAGGGAAGAGUUCUCCUUUUCUUGUUUACAAAAAAAAAACAACACUCAGUUAAUUACUAAAUGGGUCAUGAUAAUAUCGCGAAGCUCGCGAGUCUACUCGUAAAGCUACACAGAGCUCCAUCAGGGUGGCUCUGUCUCCAUCCCCGACCAAACCGAUCCAUCAGCGACCGCGGCGAAGGAGGAAACCAACGAAAGAUCAAGCUCGUGAGAUCCGACGGUUCUUUACAAGUCUACGACCGUCCAGUGGUGGUCUCAGAGCUCACAAGAGACUUCCCAAAGCACAAAAUCUGCAGAUCGGACUCGCUCUACAUCGGACAGAGGACACCUGUUCUGUCCGAAACCGACACGCUCAAGCUCGGGCUCAACUACUUCCUCCUUCCGUCUGAUUUCUUUAUGAACAGCCUCUCGUUCCUCACCAUCGCCGCCUUGAAAUCUUCUCAAAACGGAGUCGGGUUGGUCAGAAAAUCAGCCGGGACUCAGCAGCAGCCGUUUCUUAUACAGAAGGGAGGAACGGGAGAGAAGCUGAGGAUACGUGUGUCUGAAGAGUUCAUGUCGGAGUUGAUGAUGGAAGGUAGAAAAAACAGAGAACAAGAAAAGGAUGAGGAAGGGGAAGGAGAAGGGAGAGUUUGCACGACGGUGAAACUGAAGAAAGAUUAUAUUCAGUUGGUUAGUCUGAGAAAAUGGAAGCCAAAGCUAGAGACGAUAACAGAGGCGAAGGCGACGGUGGAGAAGAAGAAGAGGAGAAGGAAGUUUCCUGUUAUGAAGAAGAGAUCAUGUAAAGAUUCUUCUCAAACUGAUAAUUCAUGUGCCAAGCGUAAGCUUCAAUCCAAAUUCAAGUCCAAAACCAAAAAAUCUAUUCUGAGGAAAUUAGCUUAAUUUUGUUUUAUUAGAGAAAUUAGCUGAUUGAAUUUUGUUUUAUUAGAGAAAUUAGCUGAUUGUGUUGAUACAUAGAAAAAAAUUGUUUGAAAUUAUGUAAAGAAUAUGAGAAAGAAAAUUAACCAAAUGAUAUAUAUUGAUUCCAAAAUUGUGGAAUUCUGCAGUUUUCUUA
Messenger RNA from Raphanus sativus (radish), 1138 nucleotides. RefSeq lists its product as uncharacterized. NCBI's taxonomy places the organism in Eukaryota, Viridiplantae, Streptophyta, Magnoliopsida, Brassicales, Brassicaceae. Bases 151 to 966 code for a protein of 271 amino acids. The transcript has a single exon. The record is from RefSeq and is a predicted model, not a curated record.